CAUGAACUGCAGCCUGCCAGACAGAGCGCUGCUCGGCUACGCAAUGGAUGGACAGCAGGACAGGUUGUGCCUUCAGUCUCUUUGGGACUUUGUCACAGCAAAGGAGCCAUUAAUCAAGUCACCGUUUUUCCCAGUGCUGUUUUCUUUUACAGCAUACAUAGCUUUCUGUCUUCCAUACGUUGCACUGGACUUUUUAAGCACUAGACUACCAGAGUUGAGAAAAUACAAAAUCCAGCCGCAGAACUAUCCAACUCUUGGAAUGAUGGUGCCUUGCAUUAUUCAAAGUGUGUAUCACCAUGUUGUUUUGAUCUUCCCGGUGACAUUUCUCCACUGGUACUGGAGACCAAUGAAUCUACCAGUGAUAGCUCCAGAACUGCCUGAGGUCCUGCUGGAAGUAGGAGUUUGCCUGCUUCUGUUUGAUUUUGAGUAUUUCCUGUGGCAUUUGCUUCAUCACAGGGUGCCUUGGCUCUACAAGACCUUCCACAAGGUGCAUCACAAGCAUGUGUCAACUUUUGCUCUUACUACACAGUAUUCCAGUGUAUGGGAAUUGCUCUCACUGGGAUUUUUUGCUGCUAUCAACCCAGUGCUCCUUGGAUGCCAUCCUUUAACAGAAAUUAUUUUCUUCCUUGUAAAUAUUUGGUUGUCAGUGGAGGACCAUUCAGGAUACGACCUUCCGUGGUCAACUCACCGACUUGUGCCUUUUGGUUUGUACGGAGGAGCACCACAUCAUGAUCUCCAUCAUCUGAAAUUCAAAUCAAACUAUGCUCCUUAUUUCACUCACUGGGACAAACUCUUCGGGACAUUCACAGAGUCACAUUCUAAUUAAGGAUAUUUACCUGUGGAUGAACUCUUAUUUUUUUUUUUAUAGACUAAACUGGGACAUUAAUGUUUCAAAGACAUACAGAAGAUUGUAGAUUUGAAGCUGCCUAUAAAAGCAAUAGCUAUUUAUAACAAAGCCUCUUAAUAUAUGUGUAUUUUUAUGUGUACUUGGAACUGCCUAUGUUAAAUGCGACUGCAAAUGGGGGGGUAAAUAUCAGUUGCUUAAAUUUGUUUGAGUCAAAGGUGCAAGGGAAGCAUUAAGAGACAUUCUCUCUUCUUUCCUUCUUUCCAGCUUUCAUAAAGCAAGUAUUGUAUUACUGUAUGAUGUUUUAUACAUACGCCAGAACAAUUAUCUUACUGUUGUAGGAUGAUUUAUGAUGUAAACAGAAAAGGUACACAUCAUGGAUUUUGUGGAGUUUAAUCUGCCAGAGCAUAUUAUUGCACAAUGGUGUUGUAAAAUAUUGCUGCCAAACAAAGCUAGUUGGCUAACUGUGCAAUAAUUUUGAUAUUUAUAUUUUAAACCUUGGUGUACUGUCUGUUUUUAAUAGAAAAUAAAUAUGGUCAUUCUUU
Messenger RNA from Pterocles gutturalis (yellow-throated sandgrouse), 1389 nucleotides. It is a transcript of the gene CH25H, whose product is annotated as cholesterol 25-hydroxylase. The record is from RefSeq and is a predicted model, not a curated record. Gene Ontology annotation, molecular function: steroid hydroxylase activity; C-4 methylsterol oxidase activity; iron ion binding. The coding region runs from base 2 to 826 and encodes 274 amino acids. The transcript has a single exon. Lineage: Eukaryota; Metazoa; Chordata; Aves; Pterocliformes; Pteroclidae. Gene Ontology annotation, biological process: cholesterol metabolic process; sterol biosynthetic process.